Sphaerulina musiva SO2202 is the source of this 1736-nucleotide messenger RNA. RefSeq lists its product as uncharacterized. The record is from RefSeq and is a predicted model, not a curated record. NCBI's taxonomy places the organism in Eukaryota, Fungi, Ascomycota, Dothideomycetes, Mycosphaerellales, Mycosphaerellaceae. The coding region runs from base 483 to 1514 and encodes 343 amino acids. The transcript is spliced from 5 exons.
GGGAGGGCGUGCGGCGGCUCAAUGGACGAGUGAAUGAUGGCGAGGCCAGGGGGGAAAAAUGGCCGGUGGAAGCCGCAAAAUUGCAACUCAUCAGUACAGGUCGGGGUUGCGAACUGUAUGCUUGUCAAAGACAAGCAAGACGAUUUUCAGGAACAGGUAUGUGCCCAGGUGGGACCCAUGCACAUGCUAAUCUCAGUACGAUGCCAUGUACCCUCACGUUCCAGGUCAGGCCAGCCAAGCUCAUCUCACCCAGACCUCCUAUCAGCUGAAUUGAGAAGACCAUUAUAAGCAAGCCAUGUCGUUGCGCGCUUGACCUUUCUUCUUCUCGUCAACCUGAAGUCCACGCAUUCUUCUUGGUCGCAGCAAACAAUCUUGACUUCGGUCGUCCUCUCGUUCAUACCAGCAACCGCUUCGGCAACCAUACAUUCAUUCACUUAAUCGUCGUUUUAGCACCUUCUCGCCGCCUCCAACAAGUUUUCAAAAUGCAGUACCAUUUCGCUGCCGCCGCGCUCGUCGCUGGCGCCAUGGCUCUCCCAGGCUAUGCUCCACCACCACCACAAGGCUACGGUGGUCCUCCUGAGAGCAGCACCACUCCGGUUUCCCCUGUGAUGCCAACCAAGUCGUCUUCGAUGUCUAUGUCGACCACCAUGCCAACUACGAUGACCACGACGAUGGCGACCACCAUGUCUAAGUCGAUGUCCUCUUCGAUGUCGACUUCGAUGUCCUCUUCGAUGCCAACCAUGUCCAAGUCUUCGUCCAUGUCGAUGUCGACUUCCAUGCCGACCAAGUCGAUGUCGACUUCCAUGUCCAAGUCGAUGUCGUCUUCCAUGUCCAAGUCGAUGUCGACUUCGAUGCCGACCAUGUCCAAGUCGAUGUCUACUUCGGCCAGCACUCCGUGCCCUUCGACCCCGGUCAAGUCGACCAUCACCAUCACCUCGACCAUGCCAGUCCACCCAACCCCCACCGGACCAACGCCAAACUCCCCGGUCCACCCACCGACCUACGGCCCACCACCGGGAAGCCCAGUCACCCCACCAAAGGAGAGCCACCCACCGACCUACGGCCCACCACCGGGAACCCCAGGUACUCCUCCAAGCAGCCCAGUCACCCCACCAAAGGAGAGCCACCCACCAACCUACGGCCCACCAGGUACUCCACCAAGCAGCCCAGUCACUCCACCAAAGGAGGGCCCACCAGGCUACGGUCCUCCAAACUCGCCAGUUUCUCCACCUGCUUACCCACCAACGACCCCUGGAAAGCCAGAGACUCCUCCUUCCUCUCCAGAGCAGCCACCAAAGCCAUACUACCCGACUCCAUCGACUCCAUCGGAGCACCCAGUCUACCCAACUGGCACUGCCCCAUGCCCACCAGGUGCCUACCCAACUGGUUCCGGUGUGCCACCAACGAUGCCAAUGCCAAGCAAGCCAAUCACCCCAUACGUCGGCGCUGCCAACGCCCUCAACGCCGCUGGCGUCCUCGCUGGUUUCGGUGCCGUCCUCGCUUUCUUCCUCUAAGCGAUGUGAUGACACUCGGUCUCCAUCUUGGCCACUGAUCGCGACGCUCAGGCACAAACGAAGCAUCAUACACGCUGCGCUCUUGGAUUCUUCGGUGGUACCUUUGUGGCGGUUGUAAUAAUCAAACGAUAUGUAAUCAGAACAUUGGCUGGCGCUGGAAGAUCGGCAGCGGUAUAUGAUGGUGUCCCUCACCCUCACCCCCUCCUCUAUAACAAGUUCCCC